Suhomyces tanzawaensis NRRL Y-17324 is the source of this 1158-nucleotide messenger RNA. Its product is annotated as U5 snRNP complex subunit. Lineage: Eukaryota; Fungi; Ascomycota; Pichiomycetes; Serinales; Debaryomycetaceae. Gene Ontology annotation, cellular component: U5 snRNP. Bases 1 to 1158 code for a protein of 385 amino acids. The transcript has a single exon. The record is from RefSeq and is a predicted model, not a curated record. Gene Ontology annotation, molecular function: protein binding.
AUGAGUGAUAGCGAAACUGAGCAAAAUGACCCAGAAUUAUUGAUUGAUGAUGGAUUGGGUAACAUAAGACGAACCAAGCAACGCCAGAGAAAUGAUUUACGAUUGAAUUACGAUACAGACUCGGGAGAUGAGAUAGUGGCAAAUCAACAAGAGGACCAAACGAAGGAAGACGACAACGAUGACGAUGAUGACAUGUUUGCGAGCGACAAGGAGGAUGAGGUCAAGGUUGAGGAAACCACAAAGGGCCCGGAGCCACAAUUCCUCGAUGUCGAUGAGUUUGAGAAGCAAGAAGGUAUUGGAAAGUAUGAUGCGGAAACAAGUUACAUAUCAAAAGAAAAUGACCAUGAGUCCCACGAAGGAGAAGUCGAUGAUGUUGAUGUUGCCCGAUACUACAACGAAAUAGAGGACUUUGAUGGCGAGAGGGUUACCAAAAAGGAACCAAAGCUCGAGGCAUUUGACCUUAAAGAAGAAUCUACCGAAGGGAAAUUUGAUCUCGAUGGAAACUUUAUACGACAUGACCAGAAAGAAGAGCCCAAUGCUGAAGAUGAAUGGCUAGAUGGGUACAAAAAGCACGAUAUUGCAAAAGCAAAGGCAGCUCAGGAGAGACGUGAAUUGGCUAAGAAACGAAAAAUGCUUAGUGACGAAGUAUCAAGUAUUCCAGAAAUAUUAAUACAGCUUAUUCCACAUCUAGAGCCAGCAGAAACCCCUAUAGAGGCGUUGGCCCGAUUAAACCCUAAAAAACUGAAGAAAAAGACUCAAGAACAGCCCGAAGAUAAGCUUAAACGAAAGAAUAUUAGUGAGAUUACCCAUUUCUGUACCUUACUCUCGAAUGAGAACGACAUUUCUGACAUUUAUGAAAUGACCAGGGAAGAGUUGAUGAGAUACUACAAAUCAAAGACUGGUCAAGACUUCAACACCACCAAGCGAGGUGUGAAAAGAGAGUUGGAAUCCGAUGAAGAAAAUAGAACAGGGAAUGAUAACGAAUAUGGAGAAAAGGUGUGGGAAUUUAGAUGGAAAGGAGACGAAGAAGUCAAGGGCCCUUAUUCAUCAUAUGAGAUGAAUUACUGGAAAGAAACUUACUUCGAAGGAGCUGUGGAAGUCCGCAGGUUGGGCGAAGAAUCAUUUAAGGAUGUAAUUGACAUUCAAUUUGAGCAGUAA